UGUUGUUCAGGCAACUUGAUGGUUGGAUGGUGUUAGGCUCAAAAGGCUGCCUUAUUGUGGGCCUGCGCCACGGAGACUUUGGGGUUGGGAGAUGCAGAACAACCAAGGAAAAUGGACGCUGGUCCCACAUGGAACGCGGUGGGAGCUAAUACUAGUCUUGAUCACAAACAUUUGAGGGUCCUGGGUCUCCCGGAAUCAGGCACUGAUCGAUCCUCUGGACUCAUACCCAUCAACUGCACCGGCAUGUCUGGUAUUUGUUUCUGAAAAUUCUGUCAAACAGAAGAGAACUGUAGGUGAAAGCUUUUUUAGCCAGCCAAACUCAGAUCUCAUGGCCGGAGCUCCAGAGCAUCGGAGUAGGUUUGAUCAGGAUAUCACCCCCCGAUCUGCAGGCAGGCAUGGUUCCACCGGCUUCCGGCCAGAUGUUUCGGGAGCCCAACAAUUCCCUUUUCAGGAAUAUGGUACUUCAGUCAAUUGCGAAUCUGACAAUACCUCCAUAGACUGGCUCUACAAGUGCCUGUUUCCACAGGAUAAUCCUGAAGUGGACAACUUUCAGGAGGGUUAUCUCGCUCUAUCUGACUUUGCAAAUGAUGGUCCUGAAAUGGACCAAACCUGUAAUGAAGAUGGUUGUGAGAUUAAAACAUCUGUUAAUGUAAAUGAGGAGAAGCCUGAAGAUAAUGAUCAGAAACCGCAAAGUGGGAUGAUGUUUUCAUCUGUGAUACAAGCUGAAGAAUUUUACAAAGACUAUGCCAAGAAAACUGGUUUUACAGUAAGAAAAGGGAAGAUACACAAGCAACCAGAUGGUACACUGAAAUGGCGACGUUUGCUUUGUUCAUGUGAAGGUUUCCGGGCCAAGAAGCAGUCCAACCAGGGAACAAAGUAUCAGAGAUUAGAGACAAGAACAGGUUGUGAAGCCCAGAUGCAAGUCACACUUGAAAAUGAACAAUGGGUGAUCACAAACCUUCAGCUUGAGCAUAAUCACAGCCUGAAAAAUUCGAAUGGAAGUUCAGAUAAGAGUAUUCAAGAUGCACUAACUAGGCCUUCAGAAAAACUAGAAGGUGCUUUGGAAGCUGACAACGUUUGUCCCAAACACCAAUUGAAACAACUGAAACCUCAACCUGUGGACUCCAGAAGGGCAAAAGGAGAGACUUUAUUGGCUUCGGCUGAAGCUGAGGACAGAGACAAAACUCUCAGGGAUGGUCCAAGGUUCAUUGGAAACUCAAGUAGGCUUCUCAAGGAGAACCAUAAUGAACAACUUUUUGAGGAGGCAACUAAGUUGCAAUCAAUAUUCCAUCUGCACCCAAAAAACCAAGGCUACCUUCCACAACAAACACAAGAGGAUUCAGUGAGCCGUUAUUCGGAACAGAUCAUCAGUGAAGUAGAGACUCAUUGUAAUUAUGUGCAAAAUGCUUCUGACCGGCUCACCAUGGAAGAGAGGUCACUGCCGGUUGCCAAAAGCGCUGAUGGGGAGUCAACUAUUUACUCAGCUCAAAUGCCUACCACGAAUGAUGCGAGUCAUUGGUCUAGGGGUAGCGCUGUUAGCAUAGCAUCAUCAACUGUCCCAACUCCUACUCUUCCUAUUACGACCAUUACUAGCGCUGGCACACCUGCAGCUGGGAGCUCCAGCCCACAUCUUCCUUGUCUCCAAGACAAGCGCUCAGGGGCUUCAAGGGAUCAGGGAAAACAGUGCGCAAGUUUCGGGGGGGUCAACACCAUUGUCCAAGUGGGAUCUGGAGUAUCUCAUACAAGUGAGUCAAUUUGGCAGCAAAUACUGACCAAGUAUGGAGACAUAACGGCCAAAAGCACCGUGACAUCGCCCGAGUUUGUAGCCUUCGUUAAGCAAUCCAUUCUGAAGAUUGUGGAGCUGAUGCAUAAUAACACUGCCCGUGGCCUGUCUGAUGAAAACAUCUCCACCAUUGGUCGUAUAUUGGGCGAUUUGGAGCGUGUGGAGGUUAAGGUUGAUUGGUUAAGAACCCGAUUUGUUGCAGUGGGACAUUUAAUUGACUAUGCAAAGGCAAAGGACAACAGGGACAUGAUUCUUAGGCGCUUCAAUGAAAAGAGAGCUCAAGUAGCGCAGCUACAGCUGCAUCUAACGCAGCUACAGGGGAAGCUGGAUGAAGCAGAGGCCAGUUUACAGGAGCUGCAACACCAAGUACCCGAGUGGCUUACGUUCGAAGAUACACUUGGAAAAGGAUUAUUGUAGGAAGAGGAAGAUUAGUUAUCUUGAUAUUUUCAUUUAUUUGUUUGAUUUUAAAUAUACGGAUUAGAUGAAUGAUUACAUCAUCUUUUAAUUAAACAUACUUAAGCUUUUCAUGAUUAUUAAUCAUUUUAAAAUUAAUAAUAUUAAAUCAGGACGUGUUUCCAAGUUA
Vitis vinifera (wine grape) is the source of this 2366-nucleotide messenger RNA. RefSeq lists its product as uncharacterized. The transcript has 3 exons. The record is from RefSeq and is a predicted model, not a curated record. NCBI's taxonomy places the organism in Eukaryota, Viridiplantae, Streptophyta, Magnoliopsida, Vitales, Vitaceae. Bases 329 to 2200 code for a protein of 623 amino acids.